Molecule: messenger RNA, 4746 nt
Organism: Peromyscus californicus insignis
Lineage: Eukaryota; Metazoa; Chordata; Mammalia; Rodentia; Cricetidae
Gene: Cspp1
Product: centrosome and spindle pole associated protein 1
Exons: 31
Coding region: 108-3500 (1130 amino acids)
Biological process (GO): positive regulation of cytokinesis
Cellular component (GO): microtubule; spindle pole; centrosome
Source: RefSeq, a predicted model, not a curated record
GGCGGAGCCAGGGCGGGCGACCGGUUAUUUGGUCCGCGCCGGGGGGUCGCCGACAUCGCCUGUGGAGCCGGGUCGGGCUUCCUCCUCGUCUGUGGGAAAACUACAAAAUGACAGAUAGCUUGGAUGAAUUUAUUGAAGAGCAGAAAGCGAAACUGGCCAGAGACAAAGCAGAAUUGGAAAGUGAUCCACCUUACAUGGAGAUGAAGGGAAAGGCACCAGAGAAACUCUCUGAAAGCAGCAAAAUACUAAUCUCUAUGGCUAAGGAGAACAUACCACCGAAUAGCCAGCAGCCCAAGGGAUCCUUAGGAAUUGAUUAUGGAUUAAGUUUACCACUUGGAGAAGAUUAUGAACGGAAAAAACAUAAAUUAAAAGAAGAAUUGAGGCAAGAUUAUAGACGCUAUCUUACUCAGGGCAUUACACAAGCAAAAAGAAAGAAAAAUUUUCUAUCUACGGGUGAAACAGACCCAUCUACUCUGGGAGUUUCUCUUCCUAUCGAUGAGCGGUUAUCUGCCAAGGAAAGGUUGAAACUUGAGCGCAACAAAGAAUACAAUCAAUUUCUCAGGGGUAAGGAAGAAUCCAUAGAAAAGGCCAGACAGGUAGAAAAGAAUAUUGAGCCUAAGAGUCAAAGAAAUAAAAACCCUGUUAGUCACGGCAAACCUGAUCUACCUCCACAAAAACAGACUUCAUACACACAUUCAGAGGCCCCCACAUAUGAAGAGCUUCUAAACCGAAGACGUCGGGAGGAAAGCAGAUAUCAACAACUAGAUGAUGAAAUUGAGUUAAUCAGUAGAAGACUUCUUAAACAGACGAAUGAAGAAGUAGGCAUUUCUGGUACGAAACAAAGCUUUGCCAGCAAGGCUGGUGUUCCGGAGCGAAGAGCUCGAAGGGUUAAUGCGGAGCAAGUGCCUGACAGACAGUACUAUAGAUCUGACCGAGAUCUUGACGGCAGUGAAGAAAUGGACGAGAGAUUUAGAUUUGAAAGUGACUUUGAUAGAAGACUUCUGAGAGUAUAUCCAGAUGAGAGGCCACAGGGAAACAGACAAAGGAAUGUACCUCCUAGGGAGAAUGAGGAUGGUGUCACAGACCAGUCAAACGGACGGAUUUCAUCUGCUGGAAACACAAGUGCUCAGGAUAAUGAACCACCUGAAUCUGCUCAUCGUGGAUCUGCUGAUCCCCUUAUCUGUAGUCCCUUUGCAGGGAUGCUCUUUGGAGGUGAAGAUCGAGAAGCUCUCCGGAGAAAGAAAGAGAAAUAUAGGCAAGAACUGCUGGAACAGAUGGCUGAGCAGCAGAGGAAGAAGAAACGAGAAAAAGAUUUACGACUUUCACUUGCGGCGGCUUGUGUACGCGGCCCUGAAAAAUCGUGGAAUGACUCAGACACAUCGUUGCAGUUAAGUAAGGAGGAGCCUGAUAGACUAAAGCAGUUUAGUUUGACACCAAGACCCUUUGAAGAGAUGAUACCACCUGAGAGACCCAGAGUAGCUUUCCAGACACCUCUCCCUCCUCUCUCUGCCCCGUCUGCCCCACCCAUCCCGUCAGUUCAUUCCGCCCCUUCUCAAAAUGAAGACUUGCACAGUGGACUCAGCAGCACCCUUGGUGAAAUGGUGCAUCCCAGGAUUAUGCCUCUGCCUCCACCUCCUCUACUACCCACUAUGGCCAGUAACUAUCGAACGCCUUAUGAUGAUGCAUACUAUUUUUAUGGUGCCAGAAAUACACUGGAUCCCAGUAUUGCUUACUAUGGCUCAGGAGUGAUGGGAGGACUGCCUGCUCCUCAUGUCUCUGCCCCUGUCACUCACCAAGUAGUACAGCCUGUCGUGAAUCCUGUUGGACAGAAUGAACAGAAAAUUUUAGGUGAUCGCUUCAUGAAUUCAGGACUGAUCUUUGAAGAUAAACCAAAACCUUCCAAACAGUCACUUCAGUCUUACCAAGAAGCUCUGCAGGAGCAGAUUCGGGAAAGAGAAGCAAGAAGGAAGAAAGAACGCUUAGAAAAAGAAGAAUAUGAAGCAAAAUUGGAGGCUGAAAUGCGAAUUUACAACCCCUGGGGGAAGGGCGGAGGUGGCGCUCCUCUCCGAGAUGCCAAAGGAAAUCUGAUAACUGAUUUGAAUAGGAUGCACAGACAGAAUGUAGAUGCCUACCAUAACCCAGAUGCAAGGACACAUGAAGAUAAAAGGGCUAUUGUGUCUAUAGACCAAAACUUAGCCACUUCAAGUGCUGAGAACCUAGAAGACUCUGCAAAUAAAAACCCAGGUCUUGUGCAAGCACAGAGCUCUCCCUUUGCCCGGGGAAACACAUUUGGGGAGCAGCCCACAGAGCUUCAGAUUAAAGAGCAAGAAUUGUACAAGAAUUUCCUUCGUUUUCAGAUCGAGGAAAAGAAACAAAGAGAAGAAGCAGAGCGCGAGAGACUGAGAGUGGCCGAGGAGAAGGAGGAGAAGCGGCUUGCGGAGCAGAGGGCAAGGAUUCAGCAAGAGUACGAGGAGGAGCAGGAGAGGAGGAGGGAGAAGGAGGAGGAGCAAAGACUAAAAAAUGAAGAACUCAUUCGGUUAGCUGAAGAGAGACGAAAAGAAGCAGAAAGAAAGAAGAAAGAAGAGGAAGAAAAACAUAACUUGCAACUUCAGCACUACUAUGAGAGAGAAAAUAUGAUGGGAGAUGAAACAAAGCAUUUGAGACAGCCUUCCCCUGUGGUUCCUGCUCUUCAGAACAAAAUUGCAAGCAAACCCCAGAGACCUCCUUCAGUCGACACCAUCAUAAGCUCCUUCAUUCAUGAAAGCUCCCUGUCCAGGGCACAGUCUCCUCCAGUUCCUGCAAGGAAGAACCAACUCCGUGCAGAAGAGGAGAAGAAAAAUGUGAUUCUGGAGCUCUCAGAAAUGAGGAAGCAGCUCCGCAGUGAGGAGAGGCGUCUGCAGGGGCGGCUGCAGCAUCUGGACAGUGAUGACGAGACCCCCCUCAGGAAAAGAGAAAGGAAUCCCAUGGACAUAUUUGACAUGGCUAGGCAUCGGGUACAAGCUCCCGUCAGAAGACCGUCCCCGAAGGCCUUGGAUGCUGCUACUUUUCAGAAUAUUCAUGACUUCAGUGAGCUGAAAGAGAGAGAUUCAGAAACACGAGUGGAUCUGAAAUUAAUGUACCCAGAUCCUCCACGAGAUCAUGACACCUUAGAGAUCCAGCAGCAGGCCCUGCUACGGGAGCAGCAGAAGAGACUGAACAGAAUAAAAAUGCAGGAAAAUUUGGGAGUUGAUUUUGACACCAUGUCCAAUGGGAAAGUACAAGGGUGCAGAAUGCCCAGAGAUGACACUAAUGACUUUUUGAAAAAUUCAUUACUGGAAUCUGACAGUGCUUUUAUUGGUGCUUAUGGUGAGACAUAUCCUGCCAUUGAAGAGGAUGCCUUCCCUCCACCAUCACAGCUGCCCUCUGCAAGGGAGCGCAGGAGGAACAAGUUGAAAGGACUGGAUUUUAGCCAUCCGUCUUAUAGCAUGUGUCAAUACCAGAUCCCUCUUCGUUAUAUGUAGACACUGCAGUUUGCACAUUCAUUCGACCGGUGAUGGAUACCUUCCUGGGUUAGUGUCACCUUUCUGCUGUCCUGAGAUUGCUGCUAGCAUUCAAAGGACAGGUUUCAUGUGGAUGUUUGUUUUGUUUUACUUAUUUCUCUGAAUUACUGGAUUAUUUGGUCACUGUAUGAAUUUAACAUUUUCAAGGAUUUCUAUUUCCCAAAACAUGUUCGCCAUUUUAUACCAUUUUCAAACAUUUUUCAUUUAUAGCAGUCUAUGAAUUUCCUACUUCUCCAUGCCCAGUAGUGGUUAUCAGCCAUCAUUUUUCUUACAGCUAAAAUGUCCAUUGUGUCAUAGAAUAGCUCAUGUGCUUCCUAGCUGGUUGUGGAUCUCCUUUGGAGAUCUGUCACUUCAAACCUUUUAAAGGUCCAUUUUCAAAUUGUGUGUACUAUUUUCACUGGGGAAACUUAAGACUUCUUUAUACAUUCUGUCAGAUGUUAGAUUUGCAAAUAUUUUCUAUUAAAAAGAUUGUCCUUUUUUGUCUUCUUGAUAGGUUUUAAAGCAUAGAUGCUUUAACUUUUAAUAAGGUCCAAAUUACCAGUUUUCUUUUUUAUCAUUUGGAUUUUUGAAGGUCUUACGUAAGAAAUUAGUCUAACAUAAAACCAUGAAGAUUUACUUGGGAUACACUCGAGUUAGCUCUGCAUUUGGUAUGAGAUAUGCAGUCUGAAUUCCUUCUUUAGCAUGCAGACAUUAUUUCUCUAGCACCAUUCAUUGAAAAGACUAUUUCUCUCCCUAUUGCACUUGGUUUGGUCUUUAUAAAAAAAAAAAUACCAUGAUUACUUUUCAGGAUUAAUUUCUUCCAUUGCUUUGUGUGUCUGUCCUGCCUUGACACUGACUUGAACACUAAGCCUCAGCUUCUGCUGUGUGUGUUUUCUUUUUGUGCCCUGUAAUUCCUGGACCUUAAUCAGCUGCCAGCAUUAAGUCACCACAGUGCUACUUCUUAGCCCUGACAAAGUCACCUGACCUUGCAAAGACAGCACACAGAAUCCACACACUCCUGUUGUGCUCUUCACAGAGUGUAUUGAUCCAGGGUAAAACUAUGCUGACUGACUGUUGGAGCGUUUCUAAAUUCUCUCUCUGUAACUGUAGGAUAGUAGUCGGCUCCACAUCCCACCAGAUGGUCUCUCUUUAAAAUCUGUCUCCAGUGUAAAUGUCGAUCAGCUUAGAAUGAGAAAUGAAGACAGAAUGAGAAGACUGAAUGAGCAUC